AUGGAUCCCAUUCUUCUUGUCAGCCGAGACGAACUCCUCGAGGUUCAGAUAGAGAUGAAACGACUUCAACAUACCCAAGCGUUGCACAACGAACGGAUAAAGACGUUAGAGAAACGCCAGUCCGGCGAUGCGGCCCUUAGGUCUGCGUGGAACUCGGCGUUUCCAAGCGCUCUAGGGGGGACCCCUCAACACGGACCGGUUCGUAUGCCGUCGAACGAUCUGUUGGAGAAGCUCACCGAGGAUCAAAAUAAGAUUCUCGGAGGGCUGUCCCUCGAUGCGGGGGACGAGCCGGCACGGCGCGGGGCAGCCUCACGCGCCAACAGCGUCCGUUUCGACGAGAGCGCCUUGCACGGCGCUAACCCCAGUGGCCAUAGCGCCCGCCACUCUGGCGACUUUGGCGUCAGCCGUCCUGGGAGUAGCUUCGGAGGUCAUCAGAUGGAGCGGACACAUUCCCAGAAGUCGGACGGCAGACACAGUUCCGCAGGGCAAUCCAACUAUUCCCUGUAUUCGGGCACGUCCGGACGCAUUGGUAACCUCACGCUGGACCAUGCCUCUGUAGUCAAUGGACAGGAAGCUGAUUCAGCCUUGAGUCUCGCGGGGCCGCCACCUGGCUUACACACUCUAGAUAUUCUAGACCCACUGCCGACCAUAAUUCGCUGUUGGCUACACGACGACUUUACCAACGCCGCACUAUUGUACGGCGUAGUGUGCACCGGCUCACACAAAUCGACGGUCGAGUACUCGCUGCUGAGGGAUCUCGACCUCACAAACAACAUACAUCGGGACGUGGACGGAACUUAUCGCGUCACCCUUCCCGUGUACUUUGCCGAGGGGACCGUGAUGCCACCAAACUCCCCGACGACCGGCGUUCCACCUAACAUCACCGCGUCAUUCGAGGUGACGGGCAUGGAUCAACAAGAACCCCGCGACCCGUCGAAAAGGAUUCGAAUUUUUAUCGGCAGCUACACUCUGCGCCAUCACCACGCCGAUAUUCUGUUAACUCGGAACAUGAUGACGCUCUACGGCACCGACAAUAACAAGGUGUCCGUUCCGUUUGCACGCCCCGAAGAUGACGCGGUGUUCAAAAACAUCACCACGGGCAACACGGUGUCGAGCAAGCGGAGGCUGAACGCCGCCGCCGCGGUCUUUGUCGCCUCCGGGGGAUCGGCAAACGGAUCCUCCCAAGGUGCCAAAGAAGGCGGCACCUCGGGUUCCGACGGGAUGCCCUCACCCACGGCGCCCUCAAGUCGGCCGGCCGAAACGGCCACGACCAGUGCGGCAUCAGAAAGCGGGGCGGAGAGCGAAGACCCGAGCGGAGGGGUCCCUGGCCCAACACUCACAAAACCCCAAAUCCCCGAGUCGACAGAAGCCAAACGCCGCGACUCUAACUCGGCAAUCCAUACGCCAUGGCGACACGCCGCGACCGCCCUCGGGGAUAACACCGCACCGCUGAGUGGAUAUCAGCAGCCAGCACCGCGCGCGAAACCUAUGAUGGUCCUCAAGUCGAAAUCUCAUAACUCGACGACCAGGACGGGAGCAUCCUAUGAGCCGGCACCAGCGCCUCGCCCAACUGCCGAGCAGAGGCGGAAGCCGGCGACGGAAGGGGGACGCUGGAAGAAACGGAGCGUGAGCGCCUCCGCGCUGGCCAGACCCGGCGAGGGCAAGCAACCGGCCGGCGGCGCAGGAAAGGCACCCUUGGCUGCACGGACCGGGAACAACCCCCUCGGCAACGCGUCUGCUUUUGCUUGGACCACGCCAAAGCCCAAAACACCAAAUGGGACCGAAUAG
Messenger RNA from Chaetomium globosum CBS 148.51, 1788 nucleotides. RefSeq lists its product as uncharacterized. The transcript has 2 exons. Lineage: Eukaryota; Fungi; Ascomycota; Sordariomycetes; Sordariales; Chaetomiaceae. The record is from RefSeq and is a predicted model, not a curated record. Bases 1 to 1788 code for a protein of 595 amino acids.